Molecule: messenger RNA, 1419 nt
Organism: Aspergillus alliaceus
Lineage: Eukaryota; Fungi; Ascomycota; Eurotiomycetes; Eurotiales; Aspergillaceae
Exons: 5
Coding region: 1-1419 (472 amino acids)
Biological process (GO): carbohydrate metabolic process
Source: RefSeq, a predicted model, not a curated record
AUGGUUGCACAUGCGCAGGCUGAGCCGGGCCGUAGAAACGAGAUUAUCAAGUCUAUACUACGGCUUACCCGACUGGCACACAGCAUGAUCCAGGACAGCUAUCAGGGAUACCUAUCACAUGGGGGCGAUCACUUUGAUCCACUCAAGUUUGGGCUAGCCCGGGCUCAUGAGCUUUCCACCACACUUCAGUGGCUCCAUGAGAAUGUCACUGAGGAGGACCAACCAGUUAUCUGGGAGACGAUGGAUUUGUUGUGGACGGGGGCAAAGAUUGGGGUGUUUCCUGCCUCGGCGUCCAUUAAACUUCAGGAUAAUUUUCAGCACGGAAUAAACGUGGCCCAAGGACUGCGGUAUAUGGCGCAGAAAUACCGGAUGAACCACGAUGAACAGCUCGCCCGACAAACGCGCGAGGCUGUAGACAUGGCCAUUCAGUACCAUGGUACCCCGUCCGGCUCUAUAACGAGCGACGAAUUUCUUGGGGGCUUAAGUCCAGAGCGAGGUACAGAGUUGUGCAUGGCUGUGGAGUUGAUGUUUUCUCUCUCCUGGCUGCAUCGUCUCUUCGGUGACAACGACUACGCUGAUCGCACAGAGCUGGCAGCUUUCAAUGCCCGACCUGGGGGCAUUUCACCGGACUGGUGGACCCAUCAGUAUGUUACUCAGUCCAACCAACCGUGGAUCAAGCGACUGAAUGGUCGACCUUUCUGUGAUGUGAGCCCGUACGGUAACAUAUUAGGGCUAGAGCCAGACUAUCCAUGCUGCCUGGUGAAUCACCAUCAGGGUCUCCCAAAGCUAAUCUGCUCUGCCUUUGUUCAAAAAGGCAGUAACGGGCUGAUCCAUCGCUUUCUCAUUCCUGCCGAGAUCUCCACAGAGCUCGAUAGGAGUCAUGUUUCCAUCAUGGCCGACACUCACUAUCCGUUUGAAAUUCGGAUUGUAAAUAGACCAUCAUCCUCCGCUGUCUCUAUCUACUGGGGUUCAUUGCUCUACGCCCUUGAUAUCGAAUACACCGAAACCAGCACGCCCUCAACACACUGGAAAAAGAACGUGGAUCCUCUGCCGGAAGAUCCAAGAUAUCCUCAGCUUCGCGAUCGUACGCUCGACCCCGCGGAAGGGGCUGAGUGGCGAGUAGCUAUCGAUCCCUCUCAAAUCGCCAUCCAUUGGUCUAGCCAGGAUACAGAUCCAGCUAGUCCGCUCCCUAGCCCUAUCUAUGCCCAAGGCGCUCCGCCAAUGGUUCUCUUGAUUGCGGCAAUCCGUAUUGCAUGGCCAGUGAGGAAUGGGGCUGCGCAUGGUGUCCCCAAAGAAAUCAUUACUGAGAGUGAGCCGUUCGUGGCGGGGUUUGUUCUUUUUGCUAGUACUCCACUCCAUAUGGCGGAGUUGCCCACCAUCUCUUUAGACAAGUUGAACCUUUCUGGGCAUUCACCUUGA